Messenger RNA from Closterium sp. NIES-65, 948 nucleotides. The record is from the annotation of a GenBank genome assembly. Lineage: Eukaryota; Viridiplantae; Streptophyta; Zygnematophyceae; Desmidiales; Closteriaceae.
AUGGCUACUCUCAGCGUUCUCACAUUUGACCCUGAGGGCCGUCCGAUCCAAUUCGAUACUGCGAAUCGCUCACAUUGGCUUACCCGUGAUGCUGCUGCUCGCCUAGCCGCUCGCAACCACCUGCCGUUAGCCGAACACGCUCACUUUCACCAGCUCCAGACUGCUAAAGCCCUGUACGAUGCUGUAGUCGCUCGUUACUCCUCCCCUGCCUCUGCUGCUCUCGGCCGCCUUAUACUGUCCUACCUUUUCCCCGAGCUGUCCGCCUUUGCCACACUCGAUGACCUCCUUACCCACCUUUGCACUAGCGACACUCGCUACCGCGCCGCGCUUAAAGCCGAGUUCCUAGACAAGAACCCGCCCUCGAUGUACAUCACUCUCUACUUCAUUGUCACCCGCCUCCCUGACUCUCUUCGCGCAGUCAGGGACCACUUUCUCGCUCUUGACACCACAGACCUCAUUGUUGACAAGCUCGAGAAGCACCUCCUUGCAGCUGAGACUAGCAUAGUCGCUGUAGGUGCUGCUCGCGACACUCCUCGCACUCUCUUAUUUGAGGGGUGUUCCCCAUCCCCCCUUGCCCCCUCCUACGCUUCUGCUGCUGCUGUUGACUUCCUUGGUGCUGAGGAGGUCGGGGCUGCGUCUGCUCCUAGUGGGAGGCGCCGCAGCGGCAAAGGCAAGGGAGGCAAGAGUGGUGGACGUGGCGGCGGGGGAGGCGGUGGUGGAGGUGGUGGAGGCGGUGGAGGUGGCUGUGGUGGCGGUGGGAGUGGUGGCGGGAGUGAGGGCGUCGGCAGCAGCGGUGGUGGCAGUAGUGAGAGUGGUGGCAGCGGUGGUGGCGGUAGUGGGAAUGGUGGCGGCGGUGGUGGCGGUAGUGGGAGUGGUGGCGGCGGCAGUGGUGGCGGUCGGGGUGGAGCCGUUCAGAGGGGAGGUUCUGGCGGUGGCCAGAGGCAGUAG